Lasiosphaeria miniovina is the source of this 2248-nucleotide messenger RNA. RefSeq lists its product as uncharacterized. Gene Ontology annotation, biological process: proteolysis. The record is from RefSeq and is a predicted model, not a curated record. Gene Ontology annotation, molecular function: serine-type endopeptidase activity. The transcript has 3 exons. NCBI's taxonomy places the organism in Eukaryota, Fungi, Ascomycota, Sordariomycetes, Sordariales, Lasiosphaeriaceae. Bases 478 to 2130 code for a protein of 550 amino acids. Gene Ontology annotation, cellular component: membrane.
CCACGCACCCGCCAUCCCGCGUACAGUACCCUACCCUACCGCAGCGGACGCGUCAACCCGCAAAAACCUACUCGGCCCCUGUCCUAGAGAGACACUAAGCCAAGUUGAAAGCAGCAAGACAGGGGGGGUUACCGCUUUGGCCGACGAAACAUCAAUCGCAACGCUUUCUCCUGAUCCACUCUCUCCAUCUUGCUCCCACUCUCCUUCAACCUGACCCGACUUCCUACCCGGAAGUUACCACCUUCGCUGUCCUCUCGAAAUCGGGCUCGCCACUGCAGCAGACGAGGCCGCCCUCCGUCCUUUCUGUCUGCGACUUCCCACGUGUUAGGGGUUAAGGAUCUUUGAAUUUUGCUCCUGCUUGGGAGCGUCCAGUCGUUUGUUCUGCGACGCUUGGAGGGUGCUUCGUUACACCGGGUUUAAAAUUCUAGCCGCGGCUCUAGAAAUACCAGCAACGCAGGCAACCCCUCGACGACCGCCAUGGCCGCAAACGACUACUACAAGCAGAAGCCCCUGCCAGCGCCGACUCCCUCGCGAAUGUCGGGAUACUACGACGGGCAACAGCAGUCAUCCGCGUAUCCGCCGGCCCCUCCUUCCUACACCUCGCAACAGAAUCUGGCGACUGGCGAUCGGCACUCACCAGGAGCGGGCGGGACAGGUCCGUCACCUUUCGAGACCGUCUUCGACGACCAUGUCUACCCGGCGAACACGCACCAGACUCCGUCCUCGAGCCAACAUCAACUAAGUCAGCAGGACUCGGAAUACUACCGUCUUGAGCGGAUCCCUUCAGACGAGAUGGCUUACAAUCACCCUGCAGAUGACAUUCCCCUACAGCCCCAGAGGCAUAGCAAUCUACCCAAAGACGCCGAGAUGCAAGACCAUGUCUAUGAGGCGCCACAGAACAAGAAAUCACGCAAGGGCCGCGUGCGCUUCGGCGAGCUGGGAAUGCUGGGCGCAAACAACAAGAGGAUACCCUUUGUCGUCUACCUCUUGACCGUAGUUCAAGUAGGCGUCUUUAUUGGCGAGAUCGUGAAGAACGCGACGGUCACUGGGUCGCCCAUAAUGACGCAGCCCUCGUUCAACCCCAUGAUCGGUCCGUCGCCAUACAUACUCAUCAAUAUGGGCGCCAGAUUCGUGCCUUGCAUGCACAACACGGUGGGGGUGCAGAACUCGCAUGUUCGCAUACAGUGGCCGUGCCCGAACACGACGACACUUGACCCGGAAAGCCCGUCGCAAAAGUGCACCCUCUCGGAUCUCUGCGGCUUUGGCGGUGUCCCCGAGCCCUUUUACAACGCGACGGCGACGAUAGACCAGAGUCCUCAGCCGAACCAGUGGUUUCGCUUCAUUAUCCCCAUGUUCCUGCACGCCGGCCUCAUCCACAUCGGCUUCAACAUGCUGCUUCAGAUGACUUUGGGGAGGGACAUGGAAAGGUCAAUAGGGUCGAUUCGCUUUUUCCUCGUCUAUAUCAGCGCCGGCAUAUUCGGGUUUGUCAUGGGCGGAAAUUUUGCUGCUACGGGCAUCUCGUCGACUGGUGCGUCUGGAGCAUUGUUUGGGGUCAUUGCCCUGACUCUCCUCGAUCUUCUCUACUCGUGGAAGGAUCGUGAGAAGCCGGUCAAGGAUCUCAUGUUCAUCAUCCUGGACAUCGUCAUUUCUUUUGUCUUGGGUUUGCUGCCAGGUCUGGACAACUUCUCCCACAUUGGCGGAUUUCUGAUGGGCUUGGCGUUGGGCAUCUGCCUGCUCCACUCACCCAACUCUCUCCGACGACGCAUCGGCGAGGACGUGCCCUACGCUCACGUAAACAACGGUUUCCUUUCUCAGGGUGCCCCGCCGUCGUUCCUCAAGAAUCCCCUCGGCUUCUUCAAGGGGCGCAAACCGCUCUGGUGGGCCUGGUGGUUGUUGAGAGUCGGCGCAUUGGUGCUCGUGCUGGUCGUCUUCAUCCUGCUCCUCAACAACUUUUACAUCUAUCAUAAUACUUGCGACUGGUGCAAGUAUUUGAGCUGCUUGCCCGUCAACAACUGGUGCGAGACUGGCAACUUGAACAUUACGACGCCAAACGCGACGCCGGCCCAGCACAGCAGGCGUGACGCAGUUAUCCUUGAUCUUCUUGAGCACUGGGCACGGAUCCAGGUGUGAGGAGUGAGCUGUUUUGGUUACUGAGUGGUCAUUAAGAGAGAACCCCUUGUUCUGGUGUGAAUUUGGUUGCGAGAUAUGGGGAGGAGGAAUUACAGGGGAACUCAUACCCCUACCCCCU